Messenger RNA from Penicillium angulare, 1251 nucleotides. RefSeq names its product histone chaperone NAP1 (gene nap1). Gene Ontology annotation, molecular function: histone binding; chromatin binding. Gene Ontology annotation, biological process: nucleosome assembly. The transcript has 5 exons. Lineage: Eukaryota; Fungi; Ascomycota; Eurotiomycetes; Eurotiales; Aspergillaceae. The record is from RefSeq and is a predicted model, not a curated record. The coding region runs from base 1 to 1251 and encodes 416 amino acids. Gene Ontology annotation, cellular component: nucleus; chromatin.
AUGUCUGAACCCAUCAGGAAUAAGAAGGCUGAUUUCCCGGUCGCCCCGACCCCGCAAAACACACCAGCCAGCAAUGCCCCUAUCUCCUCUCACGCCCAGCAGCCUGGUGUGUCAAGCAUCAAGGAAGAAACCCUGGACAAUGCCGCCGCCGCUUCCCUCUUCGCUCGUAACCCCGCUCUGGUUUCCAUGAUCCAGGGUAAGCUGGGCCAGCUCGUUGGCCGCUCAUCUGGUUACAUUGAGUCACUUCCCGUCGUGGUCCGCCGUCGUGUCGCUGGUCUGAAGGGUAUCCAGAAGGAGCACGCCAAGCUGGAGGCUCAGUUCCAGGAGGAGGUUUUGGAGCUCGAGAAGAAGUACUUUGCCAAGUUCACCCCGCUGUACGAGCGUCGGGCAACUAUCGUUAACGGAGGUGUUGAGCCCACCGAGGGUGAGGUUGAAGCUGGCAAGGAGGAGGACGAGGAAGAGGAUGAGGAGAGCAAGGAAGCUACUGAGGAGAAGAAGGAGGAGGAGUCCGAGUCUUUGGCUGGUAUCCCAGAGUUCUGGCUGUCUGCCAUGAAGAACCAGAUCUCUCUUGCUGAAAUGAUCACCGAGCGAGAUGAGGAUGCCCUCAAGCACCUCGUCGACAUUCGCAUGGAGUACCUGGACCGCCCUGGAUUCCGCUUGAUCUUUGAAUUCUCCGAGAACGAGUUCUUCACCAACAGGACCAUCACCAAGGCUUACUACUACAAGGAUGAGAAUGGAUACGGCGGCGACUUCAUCUACGACCACGCCGAGGGCUCUAAGAUUGACUGGAAGGCCGAGAAGGAUCUCACCUUGCGCCUUGAGAGCAAGAAGCAGCGAAACAAGAACACCAAACAGACCCGUGUUGUCAAGAUCAGCGUGCCUACCGAAUCAUUCUUCAACUUCUUUGCUCCCCCUCAACCCCCAGCUGACGAGGAUGACGACGUAUCUAUUGCCAGCGAUAUCGAAGAGCGCCUGGAGUUGGACUACCAACUGGGUGAGGAUAUUAAGGAGAAGUUGAUUCCCCGUGCCAUCGACUGGUUCACCGGCGAGGCACUUCAGUUUGAGGAGCUCGGUGAGGGUAUGGACCCCGAUGAGUUCGAGGACGAGGACGAUGAGGAAGAAGAGGAUGAGGAUGAGGACGACGAGGAUGAGGACGAGCAAGGAUCAGACCGCGAUGUGGAGGACGACUCCGACGAAGAGGAUGGCACUUCCAAGCCCAAGAAGGAGGCUGCCGAGUGCAAGCAAAACUAG